AUGACAUUUUCUCGGGAAAACAUGAACUCCCCUUCAUCACCAAACACAAGCUUCGACUUAGCCAGCAAAAUCAGCCCAGACAUCCUCCUUAUAAUCAUAAUCAUUUCCAUGAUCUUCUUCAUUUCCGGUCUCAUCCAUAUCCUCCUCAAGUUCCUCUUCACACCGUCAACCCAAAACAGGGAAGAUUACAUCGACAACAACGUCACAGCUCUUCAAGGCCAGCUUCAGCAACUCUUCCACCUCCACGAUUAUGGCGUCGACCAAUCAUUAAUCGACACGUUACCUGUUUUUCAUUACAAGUCCAUCGUAGGUCUCAAGAUUUCAUCAUUCGACUGUCCUGUUUGUCUAUGUGAGUUCGAAACAGAGGACAAGCUUAGACUCUUGCCUAAAUGCAGCCACGCCUUUCACGUUGACUGUAUCGACACGUGGCUUCUCUCUCACUCCACAUGUCCACUUUGCAGAUCCAAUCUCCUUCUCUCUGAUUUCUCAUCUCAUCACAGUUCAUAUCUUCUUGUUCUUGAGUCGGCGAGUGGUCGAAGCUCGAGAGACAUGGUUCCUGUUCCUGAGGCUAAUGAUCUUGGGUCGACCCAUUUCGGGUCGGGGCGUACAUCAUGCGACCCGGGUGGUGAAUUGGAUGGUUUAGAUGGAAAGGUUAUUCCUUUAGGUGUAAAGCUAGGGAAGUUUAGGAACAUGGAUCAUGUUGGUGAAGGAAGUAACGACAAGAAUAGUAUUAGUGGUAAUAGCAGUGUAGAUGAAAGGAGGUGUUUUUCAAUGGGAUCAUAUGAGUAUAUUAUAGACCAAGAAGCUACACUCAAGGUCCACGUUACGACCAAGAAACAAUCCGACAAAGACGGUUGCUUGUCUGGUCAUAGGGAAGUUAUGUCGGAAUGCGGUUUUGAUCGUAGGGUUAAGGGAAUUGGGAAAAGUGUUAUGGAAAGAGAGAGCUUUUCUUUGUCGAAAAUUUGGCUAAGAGGUAAAAAGGAGAAGCAAAAGGGUAAUAGUGUUAGAGAUCAGGAAUGCUCCUCGUUGUCUUCAUCUUCAAUCCAAUUUCAAAACCAAAGCAAUCUUCCAGAGAUGAAGAAUGGGAUCGAUGAAGAGAAUCAAAAUUCAGAAUCUUUGGGGACGAAAACGCCAUCUUUUGCUAGGAGGACCAUGCUUUGGCUUGCAGGGAGACAAAACAAAGUUGUUCAUCCUUCAACAUCCGGCCAUGUCUAA
Messenger RNA from Eruca vesicaria subsp. sativa (arugula), 1215 nucleotides. The record is from the annotation of a GenBank genome assembly. NCBI's taxonomy places the organism in Eukaryota, Viridiplantae, Streptophyta, Magnoliopsida, Brassicales, Brassicaceae.